Nannospalax galili (Upper Galilee mountains blind mole rat) is the source of this 428-nucleotide messenger RNA. Its product is annotated as histone H4. The coding region runs from base 30 to 341 and encodes 103 amino acids. Gene Ontology annotation, molecular function: protein heterodimerization activity; DNA binding; structural constituent of chromatin. The record is from RefSeq and is a predicted model, not a curated record. NCBI's taxonomy places the organism in Eukaryota, Metazoa, Chordata, Mammalia, Rodentia, Spalacidae. Gene Ontology annotation, biological process: nucleosome assembly. Gene Ontology annotation, cellular component: nucleosome. The transcript has a single exon.
UGAACCGGUUUUACUCUAGUAACUACAAUAUGUCAGGUCGGGGCAAGGGCGGGAAGGGCCUGGGCAAGGGCGGCGCCAAGCGCCAUCGCAAAGUCCUGCGCGACAACAUCCAGGGCAUCACCAAGCCCGCCAUCCGGCGCCUGGCCCGGCGCGGCGGCGUCAAGCGCAUCUCCGGCCUCAUCUACGAGGAGACCCGCGGAGUGCUGAAGGUCUUCCUGGAGAACGUGAUCCGCGACGCCGUCACCUACACGGAGCACGCCAAGCGCAAGACGGUCACGGCCAUGGACGUGGUCUACGCGCUCAAGCGACAGGGCCGCACGCUCUACGGCUUCGGCGGCUGAUGCGUUCGCACCGCUGUCCUCCCACAAAGGCCCUUUUCAGGGCCACCCAUGUUCUCUCUAGUAAAAGAUCUGGCACUCGUGAUUGAA